AUGCCGUUCGGUCGGCGGCAGUACUUGCUACCAGUGAAAUGUUAUCUCGUGAUCGCCGUUUCGCGCUUCAAGUUGAAUAGGUUUUCGACGCGUUCAGUCCAUUCAAUCCUCCUUAGUGGCCGUGUGUUUAUUGAGGCACCAUUUGGCACUAAGGAACUCCCUUCUCUCAUGCCAGCACUCGCCGGUCCGCUUAAGUUGACAUCGCAACUUGUUGCUGAUCAUUCCGUGAUUCCAUUCCCGCCUACCGCGAACGGUCAAAGACAUGAAGUGUUUUUAGUGCAAAGAGCACAGCUAUUGCGACCAAGCAUGUUCCGUAACUCGGCAGGGACCGCGGAUCUUUUUGCGCGACCAAUAAGCACCACAGCUUGGGCAUUCAACGAAGACAUGCAGGUCUGCACGACAGUGGCUGGCACUAAAGUUUGGCCCAUCAAGGUAGUCACAUUCUUUGAGCCGAGCUCGAACAACAACCACUGCUCUUCCUGCCCGGAUAGAAUUGGGUACAUAUAUUCGGGUAUCCGGAGACAUGAGGAGAGGGUGAUAGACUCUUCGAUCUCGGGCGGUGCCACUCACCGCCCGGGAUUCAUCACGUGGUCUCCGAACACCCGCGGACCAAGUGAUCUGGGUAAGCAAUUUACCGUUACGCUCGUCACGUUAGAGCUCUCGCUUAUUGCCACUGCGACAGUCGCGGGACGGCUUGAAGUUGAGUUGAAAUGUUACCAGCCUGCCGAUGUAGGCCUAGAGCUUCCUCUAGCACACACAGCGACUAUUCUGGACCCUGGAGUUAGAUGCGAUUCCGCCGCGGAACUACCUGAUCCGCAGUAUACCUUGUUGUUUACUCCACUCGGGGAUAAGGACACCAAAAUAAUGCAGUCCUUGACGGAAAUUCUGUUUGUGUGGCUUCUACCCGCGAAAUUUAAGAAAGAGUUGGUACUGAUGGGCCUGGUUGCAGACGGCGCAGAACCUAGAUUGCCAAACGGUGCCUCGCGGAGAACUCAGAAUCUUAUGAGUUUCGGAUCUACAGCUGAAGGGUUCUGA
Molecule: messenger RNA, 1035 nt
Organism: Suillus fuscotomentosus
Lineage: Eukaryota; Fungi; Basidiomycota; Agaricomycetes; Boletales; Suillaceae
Exons: 9
Coding region: 1-1035 (344 amino acids)
Source: RefSeq, a predicted model, not a curated record